CCCUUCAAAAUUAUGUCAGUAGAUAGAUGUUAGAUAUAGGAGUUGAACUGUUGAAUUCCUGUAUGUAUAUGUUGUAUGUAUAUGUAUAUGUUAGUUGAACACGCUUUUCCCUCCAAAACCAUAAUAAAACAACCAUCAAGAUUUCUCCAACAACACAUCUUUAAUUUAUUACAAAACCCAAACCAAAACCCCAUUUCAAAAACAACCCAAAUCCACACCCAAAUCAUCAUCAACAAUCUGACAAAUAAAAACUUCAUCAUUGUCAAACUCCUUCAAUCUUAUAUAUCUAUAGGCCAUUUCCAACUAGCCCACAAAACUUUCAAUCAAAUCCAAAACCCAAGUACAACUUCCUGGAAUCAAAUCAUCAGAGGGUAUGCUGGGUCGGGUUCGUUUCGGGAUGCACUCCAACUGUUUGAUGAAAUGCUGCAAAGAGGAACUAUCCCUGAUGAGUAUAGUUAUUGUUAUGUGAUUAGUGCGUGUGCUCGUGGGAAGGUGUUGCGGUUUGGGGAGACUGUUCAUGGAAGGGUUUUGGUUAGUGGGUUUUGUGGAAAUGUGUUUCUGGGAACGAAUUUGGUGAAUUUUUAUGCGGGGUUUGGGAAAGGGGAGGAUUUGCGUAAGGUGUUUGAUGGGAUGAGUGUGAGGAACGUGGUGACGUUGAAUACGUUGCUUGGUGGUUAUGUUAAGUGUUGUGAUAUUGAUGGGGCGAAAAGAGUUUUUAAGGAGAUGCCGGAGAGGAAUGUUAUUUCUUGGACGACUUUGGUUUCUGGAUGUGUGGAUAGUGGGGAAUGUAAGGAAGCGUUGUGUUUGUUUCGUGAAAUGUUGAGGGAAUGUAUGGAGUUGGACCACGUGACUUUGGUGGCUGCGUUGUCUGCUUGUGCGGAGAUUGGUGAUUUGAAGAUGGGGAGGUGGAUACAUUCUUAUAUUGACAGGAGUUGGGAUAUUAAGAAGAAAGAAUGCAGCGUUCGUUUGAAUAAUGCACUCUUGCAUAUGUAUGCAGGUUGUGGUGUUAUUGAUGACGCGUACGAGAUAUUUAAGCGAAUGUCUGUGAAAAGUACUGUCUCCUGGACGAGUAUGAUUUUGGGUUUUGCAAAACAAGGUCGUGGCAGAGACGCCUUAAGUGUGUUCCAAAGAAUGGAACAAGAACAGGAACGUGCAGAAGAUGAUAGCUCAAAACCUGAUUUCGUAACCAUGCUAGCUGUCUUGUAUGCUUGUAGCCAUUCUGGUUUGGUAGAAGAGGGACGACAUAUCUUCAGUACCAUGUAUAAGAUUUGGGGGAUUGAGCCCCAAAUCGAGCAUUAUGGUUGCAUGGUUGAUCUUUUGAGUCGUGCUGGGCUAUUAGAUGAAGCACUUAAGCUUGUUGAGGCUAUGCCAAUGAAGCCAAACGAUGCAAUCUGGGGUGCUUUACUUGGUGGUUGUAGAAUCUACAAGGAUGUAAAUCUUGCUUCCCAAAUUGCUAAAAAGUUGGCUAAUUUACAUAUUGUCGAUGAUAAAGCUUCUGCCUAUUUAGUACUAUUGUCAAACGUGUAUGCUAGUGUGAAGAGGUGGAAAGACGUUGAGAAUGUAAGAGAAAAGAUGGUCCAGUUGGCACUUAAAAAGCCUGCCGGAAGAAGUUGGGUACAAAUAGGUGAAUUGGUCCAUGAGUUCUUGGCAGGGGAUAGGACUCAUAAGCUUGCACCUUUGAUAUAUGACACGCUUCUUUUACUGACAGUUGAAGCAGGGUUUAAUGGAUACAAGCCUGAUGUUUAUGAGGCGCCUCAACCUUUUGUCACUCAUUAGACAAACAUUGAUUCAUCAAUUUGACCUAGAGUUGCUAGAUUAAUUUUUUAGGUGAUUCUGCAUACGCGUGUCAAAGAUUUAUAUUAUCUAUGAUUGAGAUUUAACUGAUCAUAUAAGAGUACAUGUGUUUUGAAGUGUAUUAGCAUAUUUUACUUUGAAGUUAUGUACAUCGGCUUGUUGGGUAAAAUGAUGAAAACCAUGUUCAUGAACUAUGGGAAAAUAUUAGACCUGGAAAGAUAUGAAAGAUGGUGUUUUCUUGUGGUUAUGGUUUAUGUGAAUACUUUUUUGGAGAAAGGAUGCAUUCCCAACAUGAAUAGAUAAAGUAU
Molecule: messenger RNA, 2102 nt
Organism: Erigeron canadensis
Lineage: Eukaryota; Viridiplantae; Streptophyta; Magnoliopsida; Asterales; Asteraceae
Product: pentatricopeptide repeat-containing protein At1g05750, chloroplastic-like
Exons: 1
Coding region: 76-1776 (566 amino acids)
Biological process (GO): RNA modification
Molecular function (GO): RNA binding; protein binding
Source: RefSeq, a predicted model, not a curated record